Molecule: messenger RNA, 2917 nt
Organism: Megalobrama amblycephala (Wuchang bream)
Lineage: Eukaryota; Metazoa; Chordata; Actinopteri; Cypriniformes; Xenocyprididae
Product: sialoadhesin-like
Exons: 14
Coding region: 54-2342 (762 amino acids)
Source: RefSeq, a predicted model, not a curated record
GUCUCUGGUCACGGGUGUUGGUGAAACGGGUGUUGAUAGUGACGUCAGUCAGAAUGGCUCCUCCUCUUCCUCUGAUCUUUCUGAUCAUGAUACACGGGGUUUCUAGUGCUGACUGGGGUGUGAGUUACAGUCCUUCACACAUCUGUGCACUAAAGAACUCAUCAGUGAUAAUGAACUGCACUUAUACAUACCCUACUGGACAUCAGAUCACGAAAACGUUCUGGACCAAAACACUGGUAAAAUAUAAUGGAGAGUAUCCAGAUCUGUCUGAGGACCCUGAAUACAGUCAGAGGCUUCAGUAUCUGGGAGAUAAACAGCAGAACUGCACCAUCAGACUGAGUCAUGUGACACUGAUGGAUUCACACGAGUACUAUUUCAGAUUCAUCACUGAUAAAGACAAAUGGACUGGCAUUCCAGGAGUGACUCUUACUGUCACAGAUCUUCAGGUGGAGUCUCCUGAGAGAGUGACAGAGGGAGAUUCAGUCCGUCUGACAUGUAAAAGCAGCUGCAAUCUGACUGACAGAGCAACAUUCAUCUGGUACAGAAACUCACAGCCAUUAACUGAGAGAAGAGACAGAAACAAUGAACUCCUGCUGCAGUCAGUCAGAAGAGAGGAUGCAGGCAGAUAUAGCUGUGCUGUACACGGACACAAUCACAUCUCUCCUGCUGUUCAGAUCAAUGUCACGUACCCUCCCAGGAACGUGUCAGUGUUGAUAACUGGAUCCGGUGAAAUAGUAUCAGGAGAUUCAGUGACUCUGAUCUGCAGCAGUGAUUCAAACCCUCCUGCAGAAAUCAGCUGGUUUAAAGGAGGAACGUUUGUAGGAUCUGGAAGAAUCUACAACAUCUCAAAGAUCAGCUCUGAUGACAGUGGAGAAUACAAGUGCAGAUCCAUCAAUGAACAUGGAGAGAAAUACUCUGAUGCUGUGACUUUAAAUGUCAUGUACCCUCCCAGGAACGUGUCAGUGUUGAUAACUGGAUCCAGUGAAAUAGUGUCAGGAGAUUCAGUGACUCUGAUCUGCAACAGUGAUUCAAACCCUCCUGCAGAAAUCAGCUGGUUUAAAGGAGGAACGUUUGUAGGAACUGGAAGAAUCUACAGCAUCUCAAAGAUCAGCUCUGAUGACAGUGGAGAAUACAAGUGCAGAUCCAUCAAUGAACAUGGAGAGAAACACUCUGAUGCUGUGACUUUAAACGUCAUGUAUCCUCCAAAGAGCGUCUCAGUGUCCAUCAGUCCAUCUGGUGAAAUAGUGUCAGGAGAUUCAGUGACUCUGAUCUGCAGCAGUGAUUCAAACCCUCCUGCAGAAAUCAGCUGGUUUAAAGGAGGAAAGUUUGUAGGAUCUGGAAGAAUCUUCAGCAUCUCAAAGAUCAGCUCUGAUGACAGUGGAGAAUACAAGUGCAGAUCCAUCAAUGAACAUGGAGAGAAAUACUCUGAUGCUGUGACUUUAAACGUCAUGUAUCCUCCAAAGAGUGUCUCAGUGUCCAUCAGUCCAUCUGGUGAAAUAGUGUCAGGAGAUUCAGUGACUCUGAACUGCAGCAGUGAUUCAAACCCUCCUCCAGAAAUCAGCUGGUUUAAAGGAGGAACGUUUGUAGGAUCUGGAAGAAUCUACAGCAUCUCAAAGAUCAGCUCUGAUGACAGUGGAGAAUACAAGUGCAGAUCCAUCAAUGAACAUGGAGAGAAAUACUCUGAUACUGUGACUUUAAAUGUCAUGUACCCUCCCAGGAACGUCUCAGUCUCCAUCAUUCAGUCUGGUCAGAUUUGGGCAGGAGAUUCAGUGACUCUGAUCUGCAGCAGUGAUUCAAACCCUCCUGCUCUGAACUUCAGCUGGUUUAAGGAGAAUGAAAGCUCAGCUGUUGGAUCUGGACAGAGUUUCAGUGCACUACAGAGUGGACGCUUCUACUGUCAGGCUCACAAUCAACAUGGAUCUCAGAGAUCAGACGCUGUAACUGUCACAGAUGGUUUUGAUUCAGGACACAGUACAAACCUGAGCGUAGCUAUUGUGAUCGUAGUUAUAUGUGCAGUUCUAUUUCUUGUCUGCAUCAUCAUGUUCAUAAGGAAGAGAAAAUGUGCUGGAGUGUUGGACCUAAAGAAGAAGCAGGUUAAACAACCUUUCAGCGCUGACAGAAACCACUCUGAUGAUGGUCUGUACGCCAGAGUCUCACCCAGGAGAACCAGAACAGAUCUGACCGCAGGAAAAACUGAAUCCACAGAUUCUCAGAAGAUCAGCUACGCAACUAUCCAACACACCAGGAACAAUGAAGACAACUAUGAAAAUCUGAGAAUGGACCAUCCUGAUCCUGAUGUGAGAUCCGGUGGUGUGAAGGUGAUUUACAGCACGGUCAAAUGAUUCAGGACCCAUCAAAUGGAUUGAAAAUGAAGCUGUAAACAGUCACUUUGUCAUUCAUUUACUGCAGCUUUGAUUCAGAUGUUUAUAAUAGUGAUUUAAAUGUGUGUCAUUGCACUAGUUAAGUCAUUUACUUCUCCUUCGCUGUUGGCUGUCUGUAGGAAGUAUCGGUCAGAUGUACCAAUACCACAGGCUACAAAAUUUUCCAUGGUGGUUAUUUACAUCAUUGUGUCUAGGUCUUCGUAAGACUGUGGUUUGGUGCAUCUGAGUGGGAAGUUACAGAAUCUACUAGCUAAAAUUAAACACCUUUCAAAACACUUUCUGUUAAUAGCAUGUUUUGUAACAUUUCCAAAUGUUUGUGUAAUUUUCCAUGAAUUGCUGUUUCUGUGUUAUUUUGCCAUUUUGUGCCUUAGUCACUCUUCAGUGAGUCUUUGUGUCUGUAGCUUCCCUCUCUUUGUAUAUUUAAAAUCUUUUCAUAGAACAUGGUUUGUUGUUUGACAUGCACACGUAUAUAUUCAUAUAUGUUUUGUGUAUCAGUAUAUUUUAAGACUUAAAUAAAGAUUAUGUAAUACAAUGUU